Messenger RNA from Pseudophryne corroboree (corroboree frog), 2196 nucleotides. RefSeq names its product C2 calcium-dependent domain-containing protein 4C-like. The transcript is spliced from 2 exons. The record is from RefSeq and is a predicted model, not a curated record. The coding region runs from base 125 to 1342 and encodes 405 amino acids. NCBI's taxonomy places the organism in Eukaryota, Metazoa, Chordata, Amphibia, Anura, Myobatrachidae.
UAAAGCAGCACAGAUUUCUUUGUUGGGUGCAGUAAUAGCUAACCAUACGGAGAAUUGUUUCUAGGUGAUGUGAGCAGGAUCUCUCUUCUGGAACAGGAUAAUUGUGUAUAACCCAACUGGACAUAUGUGGCUUGUGGAAAAGCUGAAGGCAACAGACAUGCAGGGGCAGGUGUCUUAUCUGACAAGAGGGGUCCUCACUGACAAGAGUCAACGUCCUAUUCCUUGUUCUAAUGUCCUAACUCCAGACAGGAUCCCUGAAUUCUGUAUUCCUCCUCUACUUUCAUCACAAAGAGGGAAAAGACUAAAAUCCCUUUACAGGUCAGUGCCUGACCUGAGUGGAGCUGCCUUUGGAACUGGAACUCUGAACACACCAGAGACACAUAUUAUCCAGGUGGACAGUGCAGAGGAACCUAUGGAGGAGGAAAGUACUAAUGCUGACCCUCAGGCUCAAGCAGCACUUUCUCUUCCUCAUCUCCCGAAAGUGCAGACCUCUUAUGGAUUCUGCACUUUACUGGAAAGCCCCAAUACUAGAAGAAAGGAAUCUCUUUUUCACAAUGACCCUGCCAGCCUUCCAAUUCUUAUCCCCAGAACAAGCUCAAACACAUCUACAUGCCAAAGAGCAUUCUCUUGUGGCAGUUUCACAACACUGAGACUGAGACCACUGAAUCGCUCUGGCACCAUGGACAGUGAAACAUCCUCUUCUACAGACACUUCCCCAUUCAGCUCUCCUCUGCUUCCCAGGGCCCUGCAGAGGAGCAGCUCUCUGCUGAAAGCUAUAAGCCAGGACAAGCUGUUCUCCAGAGCCUUCAAAAGAAAGGGAAAAUCAGCGCUCUCUAGAAACAACUCCCUGUCAGCUGAUGAGGGUAGCUCCACAGACAGUAGCCCAAAUAUAAUUCGGAGAGUUUCUGAUGGGAUGAUGGACUCUGUCUUUCCUAUGGACCUUCUUUAUUCUAGAGGCAGCUUUGUGGCAGAGAAUGCUGUGUUGCUAGAGAACGGAGGUUCCGUUCGUUUAUCUACUGAAUACUGCGCCACAGCACAGAGGCUGCGUGUACGACUCAUUAGUGUCGAAGGACUUUACCAUCCAGAUGUUGACCCCAAAAGUAUCAACUGUUUUGUGACACUCUCCAUCAUUCCUGGGAAACAGCAGAAGCAGCGAAGCACGGUUAUAAGGAGGAGCAGGAACCCUAUCUUUAAUGAGGACUUUUUCUUUGAAAACCUGUUUCAGGCACAACUGCAUUGCCACAGCCUUAAGAUUAAAAUCAUCAACAAAAUGUGUGGCAUGAAAAGGGACUGUGUCCUGGGACAAACGGAACUCUCGUUACUCAGCAUCUUGUCUCCAUAAGUGAAUAAUAUCUGUAUGUUUUCUAUGCACUAUAAACCAGAUCAAAAGAGAUGAAAUGGAUAGACACUGAUUUUCAGAACACUACAAACGUUGUCCUACAAAUAACUGACUUUUUAAAGACCAUUUGUAUAUAAAUCUGUGGCUAGCUAACACACAAUGGAGGGAAUUCAAAUGUUUGAAAAGUCGGUUGGGUGUCUGUUUUUUCCCUGUCUAUUAGAUAGGAAAAAACAGACACCCAACUGACUUUUCAAGCAAUUGAAUCUCCCCAAUAUGUAUUACCAGAUAUAAUGUCCUAUUUCACCAGAUUUUGGCUGUAUUUACAUAUUUUAAAGAAGGAACAGCGCCCAAUUGGGGCCUGUCCUAAAACUACAACAGAUAGUGUAUAAAGACAUUGACUCAAAAGGAUGUUGUUGAAUUUCAUGUCUGCUUUGUCUGACAGAACUGCUAAUGUAUUUUCUUGAAAUGAUAGGACAGUUCACAAUAUGGGAUAUAACCAGUAACAUAUUGUUCAUUUCUGUCCUGGUAUAACAGUACUAUGUAUAUACUGUACACACUUUUCUGCCUAUUUCUGCUAAAACAUAAUUUGGUGCAUUAUAAUUCCUAUUGGACAUACAGAUACCUGUGUUACCCACACCUCUCUAGAUGUCCACAUGGGACUUAUAUAACCAUACAGGGUAGCUACCCAAAUACAAAGGUAUUAGUAAGAGCAUAAACUGAAUGCGUGCAUUAUUUGUAUUUUAAGUUUAUUUUUAUACACAUUUUAUUUAACACACAUCUGCCACAACAUACUACUGUUAAUUUAUUGCUGAAUCGUUUUGGUUAUUUUAUUGUCUGAAAUCUAUAUUUUUUUAUAU